CGACCACACUCAACAGUAAUAUAUACGUGUAGAGUGUGAACUAAUACUUAUACAUAGUUGAUGUUUGUAAAUACACACGUGUACCCGGCGCAGGUAUAUUUCAUUUAAUGCGAAAUAUAUCGUUAAAACAUUGAAAAUAAACAAGUUUCUUGGUAAAAGGUAUUAGAUAUAAUUAAUAUCUAAUUUGUGUCUAAUACAUUAUUGAAAAUUUUAAAAAUUAAAUGAAUUAUUAAAUAGUGAUUCCACAAAGACAAACGAUUUCGCCUGAUUUUCAAUAUUUUUCUUCACUAUACAUUGGAAAUAAAAACAAAUGUAUACUUGCUGAAAGAAUGAAUUUUCGAAUAAAUCAAUUUUUGGAACGACCAGAGGGUCGAAAGUCUUGGUAUGAAUUAAGUGAUGAACAAAGGAAGAAAAUAAGAAAAUUAAAUGAAGAAAGUAUAUUAUACACUAACUUUAUUAGACAGAAACAAAUCACGGCAACUCUAGAAUCCCAAAAUGAUAGUAAUAUUGAAAAGUGUCGAGUUACCACAACACCACCAGGCAUUGCAAAUGAACAAGAGCAACUUAAUACUGUCGGCGAUUCGGAUUUUUUUAACAACAGUAGAGAUCACCACAUAAUUAUAUCUAAUAAAACUGAAGCUAUUGUUUCUGAUGCAUUAAAUGUUGCUAUUAAUUUAUCAAAUAAUAAUGUUGAAGACACUAACAUUAAUAUUGACCCUACCAAAAAUAUAGAUAACCAUCUAAUAACGCAAUUGAAUAAUGUCAUAGAAGACCACGAUUAUCAACAUCUUUCGACCACUGAAGAAUCAUUCCUGCGAGAUCUCGCUCAAUGUUUAGUUGAAAACAAUAUUAAUCAAUUCCAAAGCAAAGCAUUGUUAGCUGUACUACGUACUCAUCCGAAAUUGAAUUUUGUGCCGAAAGAUCCUCGAUCACUGAUCAAAACUCCGCGAGUAAAAGUUAAUGUGAAAGACGUAUCUCCAGGACAAUAUCUUCAUAUCGGCAUUAAAUCAACUGUAACAUCAUUAUUAGUACAUGUACCAUCGCAAUUAAUUCCAGAGAAACUACUUAUUGAUUUUAGCACUGACGGAGCUGAAUUGUUUAAUACCACACAAAUGUGGCCUAUUCAAAUUCGCGUGGCGAAUCUAAAUAAUAGCAAACCUGAGCUUGCUGGAAUAUACGUAGGACCAACAAAACCUCAAAAUUUCGAAGAAUUUUUUUUCGAGUUCGUCGAAGAAUCAAAACAAAUAAUUUUAAAUGGUGGUAUUAAAUACUCUAAUAAGUUGAUUCCAAUAGAAUUUCGAUGCUGCAUAGCUGACAGUCCUGCUCGGUCUUAUAUUUUAAAUCAUACUUCUCACGUUGGAAAAAAACCUUGUUCGAAAUGUGAAGUCGAAGGCUUUACAUUCAAGAAAUCGACACGUUAUCGCGGUAUCGAUCAUAAAUUAAGAACUGAUGAACAGUAUCGAAAUUUGUCAGAUGAAUCUCAUCAUAAAGGGCCAUCAGUAAUACGUGGUAUUCCAAUGGAUCUCGUGAAACAAGUUCCUUUCGAUUAUAUGCAUCUUAUUUGUCUUGUUGUCAUGAAGAAAGUGGUCGAAGCCUCAGUUUUCGGAAAAUGUGAGCCUAGAAAAUUGGAAAGUUUUAAAGUUGAGUUUUUGUCAAGACGUUUAAUUACUUUACAACAUUAUUGUCCACGUGAAUUCGCAAGAAUACCUCGAGAAUUAGAAAAAUAUAGUAAAUACAAAGCUACUGAAUUUCGACAACUGUUGUUAUAUACUUAUAUCGUUGUAAGUAAGGGAAUAAUUCCAAAUGUCCACUAUAAUCAUUUUCUUUUAAUUCAUGGAGCGAUGCGUGUGUUAUUAAAAGAUACAUCACCACCAGAAGAUGUUGAAUUUGCCGAUAAUGCCAUUAAAACCUUUGUUUCUGAAAGUGAAAAUAUAUUCGGGUUACAAUUCCUGACUUAUAAUAUUCACGGUAGCUUACAUCUAGUGUCUGAUUAUAAAUUAUAUGGCUCUUUAGAUUCUAUCUCAGCGUUCACAUAUGAAAAUCGUAUGCCAUUCUAUCGUUCGUACGUAAGAAAACCUGAUCAAAUUCUCCAACAAAUUUACAAAAGGACUCAGGAACAAUUGAAAUUCCAAAAUAAUGUAGACAGUCAUAAAUCAAUGUCAUUUAAAGCCUAUGAAAUCCAUCAUCAAGGUCCUAUAAUUGAAAGUUUAGAAAAAAAUUCAAUUCAAUACGAAAAUUUACAAUCACCUAAUUUUUUUUAUUCAAUCUAUGACAGCGAUAAUACUAUCAUAACAAAAGCAAACCGAAUUGGCAUAAUAAAAAAUAUAAUAUUUUAUAAAAACCAGUAUUUUUUUACAGUAAAUUUCUUUAAAGAAUUACGUUCAUUUUACACAAUUGUAAAUCAACCGUCUAUGAGAUUUGGAGUUUUUUUAUGCACGAAACUUGAUAAAACGACUACGGUAAUAACGUAUAAUGAAAUAAAGGCAAAAUGUUAUCGAAUGCCGUGUUGGGUACAGAAGCCGAUGAUAAACAAAGACACAAGUGAUAAUCAGAUAAAUAAUGCAUACGUAUGUAUUACUAUGUGAUUCUUAAAUAAUAUUUAUAUUUUUGUACUUUAAAGAGAUCAUUAUAUAUACAUUUAUAUAAACUUUUAUAAAUAUAAAAUUUUUAAUAAAGAUUAA
Molecule: messenger RNA, 2681 nt
Organism: Microplitis mediator
Lineage: Eukaryota; Metazoa; Arthropoda; Insecta; Hymenoptera; Braconidae
Exons: 2
Coding region: 330-2585 (751 amino acids)
Source: RefSeq, a predicted model, not a curated record